Cylicostephanus goldi is the source of this 438-nucleotide messenger RNA. The record is from the annotation of a GenBank genome assembly. Lineage: Eukaryota; Metazoa; Nematoda; Chromadorea; Rhabditida; Strongylidae.
AUGCUUGGGAAUGUGAGUCCACUAGAGAGGCUUGCCGUGCUUGGUUGUCGACAAGGCCAGAGGGAUGACAUGCAAGACGCUCACCUCUUAUUGCACGAUUUCGAUUUAGAAUUGCCUUUUGUUAAACGGUGUGCCCUGUAUGCGAUUUUCGAUGGACAUGCAGGAGCUCGAGCAGCAAACUAUUGCGAGGAGCAUGUUCCUUCUACUUUGAAGAAAAAGUUGAGUUCGUUUGGCGACCUCACUUCCUUGGAAAAGCAACUGAAGCGAACCUUCACCGAAACGUUCAGAAGUGUUGACGAGGCUUUCUUGAAUGAAGCUAGAAAACAUAAGCCUACCUGGAAAGAUGGCACCACAGCUACUUGUGUCCUGUUGCUCAAUGAUGCUUUAUAUGUUGCAAAUCUUGGAGAUAGCAAAGUAGGUUUCACUUGUUUUCGAUAA